CAAAAUUUCCCUCUUAAAUCAAAAUUUCUUAGACCAAAAUGAAUGGGGUUUUAGUGUAAACGAGGGCUCAUUUUUAUGGGGAAUACAAAGACGUAUUUUUUCUGCCAUAUACGCAGAAUUUCCAAGUUACCCCAAUUUUCCCGCCUGAACUCCCUCCAUUUCCCAUCCCUUAAAUCCCCAAAACCUGAAUCGCCAGAAGAGAUUAGGGCACCAAGAACUGAAGAACCAUUUCAGCUGUAACGCAAUUCCGAGGAUUUUGAACUCAGACCCAGUAAUCUCCAUCGCCGGCGGGUCGAGAAAAAUGGGCAUUCAGGGACUACUGCCAUUGUUGAAAUCGAUAAUGUUGCCCAUUCACAUCAAAGACUUGGAGGGCUGCUGCGUUGCAGUGGACACCUAUUCUUGGCUCCACAAGGGCGCUGUCUCUUGCAGCAGGGAACUCUGCAAGGGCAUUCCCACUUCUAAGCAUAUUAACUAUUGCAUGCAUAGAGUAAACUUGUUGCGGCAUUAUGGUGUUAAGCCUGUUAUGGUGUUUGAUGGAGGAUUUUUGCCGAUGAAGGGUGAGCAAGAGACUAAGCGUGCAAGGUCAAGGAAGGAAAGCCUAUCUCGGGCCAUUGAGCAUGAAGCUAAUGGAAAUCAGACUGCUGCUUAUGAGUGCUACCAAAAGGCCGUUGACAUAUCACCUUCAGUGGCUUAUGACCUGAUACAGGUCUUAAAAAAGGAAAGUGUACGCUAUGUUGUGGCCCCAUAUGAGGCAGAUGCUGAAAUGACCUUACUGGCUGUCAGCAAACAGGUUGACGCAGUUAUAACAGAGGACUCAGAUUUAAUCGCCUUUGGUUGUCCUAGAAUCAUUUACAAAAUGGACAAGUAUGGGCAAGGAGUUGAAUUCCAGUUCUCCAUGCUGAGACAGAACAAGGAGUUAAACUUUACUGGUUUCACAAAGCAGAUGGUUCUUGAAAUGUGCAUAUUGAGUGGAUGUGACUAUUUACAGUCUUUGCCUGGGAUGGGCUUAAAAAGGGCGCAUGCGUUGAUCAAGAAGUUCAGAAGUUAUGACAAGGUUAUUAAACACUUGAAAUACAAUACUGUUGCAGUUCCUCCACUUUAUGAGGAAUCUUUCAAGAAAGCAAUUAUGACUUUCCUGCAUCAAAGGGUUUAUGAUCCUGUUUCCGAAGCUCUAGUUCACUUAUCUGACAUACCUGAUGGCACUGAUGAAGAUCUUGAGUUCCUAGGCCCAUAUCCUUUCAAAAGCCUGCAUAUUUCAUUCUAAAUAUAUCUGAAAAGCGUAUAUUUCAAUUUCGUUUUGAAUCUAUUUGUCUUGUACCUUAACCCACAAUACAGUGCUAACCCCAGAAGUAGCUACGGGUAUAGCUAAUGGUGAGCUUGAUCCUUUAACUAAAAUGCCAUUUCAGAAAGAUAUCAGUGGUGAUGAAUUGUACUA
Molecule: messenger RNA, 1435 nt
Organism: Cuscuta campestris
Lineage: Eukaryota; Viridiplantae; Streptophyta; Magnoliopsida; Solanales; Convolvulaceae
Source: the annotation of a GenBank genome assembly